Molecule: messenger RNA, 195 nt
Organism: Saprolegnia parasitica CBS 223.65
Lineage: Eukaryota; Oomycota; Saprolegniomycetes; Saprolegniales; Saprolegniaceae
Exons: 2
Coding region: 1-195 (64 amino acids)
Source: RefSeq, a predicted model, not a curated record
AUGACUAACGAACUAUGUAUAUAUCUGUUCCGGACCUCGGAUGGGCAUCCUCCGUCGUUUGGUGUCUCUUCCGUUUCAGGUUCCCAGACACAACGUGCCAUGCUAUCUGUGGACUUUGGCGAAGUUUCGGGUCCAAGUAAGACGCCAGGCUCUACUAUUGCUGCUGCAUUUCGUUCUGCGAGGCGACACGAGUAG